This is a messenger RNA of Annulohypoxylon truncatum, 1155 nucleotides long. RefSeq names its product ribosomal protein L24e. The record is from RefSeq and is a predicted model, not a curated record. Gene Ontology annotation, biological process: cytoplasmic translation. Lineage: Eukaryota; Fungi; Ascomycota; Sordariomycetes; Xylariales; Hypoxylaceae. The coding region runs from base 162 to 641 and encodes 159 amino acids. The transcript is spliced from 3 exons. Gene Ontology annotation, cellular component: cytosolic large ribosomal subunit. Gene Ontology annotation, molecular function: structural constituent of ribosome; mRNA binding.
ACCCUAAGAGAAAAAAAGGCGGCUUAGUCAUACAGCCCACACAAGUGCGCAACUUUGAGAUUUACGAAAUUCGUCCUCUUAUCCUAAUUCAAUCAAUCAACCACGAAAAUACUAACACAACAGCAGUCCACCUAAGUUCUCACCACACAACAACCGUCAUCAUGAGAACUUACGACGACACCUUCUCUGGCCAGAGAAUCUACCCUGGCAAGGGUAAGCUCUACGUUCGAGGCGACAGCAAAAUCUUCCGAUUCCAGAACGGCAAGUCCGAGUCGCUCUUCCUUCAGCGAAAGAACCCCCGCCGAAUCUCAUGGACUGUUCUCUUCCGAAGACAACACCGCAAGGGUAUCUCUGAGGAAGUCGCCAAGAAGCGUACGCGCCGCACCGUCAAGUCCCAGCGAGCCAUCGUCGGUGCUUCUCUCGAUGUGAUCAAGGAGAAGCGAACGAUGCGACCGGAGGCCCGCUCCGCCGCCCGCGCCCAGGCCAUCAAGGAGUCCAAGGAGAAGAAGGCCGCCGCCGCCGCCGCCAAGAAGUCCGAGAAGGCCAAGACCGCCGCCGCCUCCAAGGGCCAGACCCAGCGCAUCGUCGGAAAGCAAGGCGCGAAGGGUGCCCAGCAGAAAGUCCAGGCCAAGACCCGUUAAAGACACGUGCCUGUGAUUUUUUUGUUCUGGGGAAGAGCAAGCGGGAAGGACUGGUACGGACGAACUUUAGAGAGGACAUGGCUUCGAAUGGGGGAGAUAUAGUGCAUAAUUCACUAGUGUUGCCUCUCGCGUCUGGCGGCGUCUUCGGUGGGAUAUUUCCUCGAUUACGAAUAAAAAGAAACCUCACACACACACUCACAUAUGCAAUUACAUCUGUUCGGUUGGGGGGAAUGCAUGGAAUGUCUCAUGGUCAUGGGAAUUCUAACCUGGUAGCUUCAUAAUACCAGUUCGUUCUACGGUCUGACAUUGUGUCUCGUGCGAUUGUUUUACGGGAUUCCGUUAUGCCUUGUCUGCCUUCACGACUCAUCCCCCGAGUUGCCUCCUCAUGUCAGGUCGCUAUACUUAAGUCAAUAUAGACUUGACAUCAGUGACAACGCGGCUAAAAGGGUAAACGUUGUGGGCGCUACGAACAAUUACGCUGAUGAAAUAGGUACCACGUCUACGAUGCUAGGGU